AUGGGAGGAUCACAGUCCAUCAGUAAGAGCGAGAUGCACUCCAUCGCUAGUUUCACUGAACAGGACAUUCGGCGUUUGUACAGCAGAUUCCAAGCCUUGGACAAGGAUGGCAAUGGCCAAUUAGAUCCAUCAGAGCUACUUGGCGUUAAGGAGAUUUCAGAGAACCCUUUAGUACAGCGAGUUGUUAGUAUCUUCGACGUGGAUGGCAAUGGUACAGUAUCAUUCAUAGAGUUCUUAGUCGGCCUGGCUAGAGUGGCGGUCGGCUCCGAUGAGGAAGAAAAGCUCAAGUUUGCAUUUGAGGUGUACGACGUGGAUAAGGAUGGAUACAUCAGUAAUGGCGAUCUUUUUCAAGUGAUGAAGAUGAUGGUUGGUGAGAAUCUCACGGAAGAGCAGCUCCAGCAGUUGGUAGACCGCACAAUAAGAGACACCGAUAAGAAUAUGGAUGGCAAACUGUCCUUUCUCGAAUUCAAGGCUGCAGUUGAGAACAUCAAAGUUGCUGAGCAGCUAGCAGUUGAUAUCUGA
Molecule: messenger RNA, 522 nt
Organism: Perkinsus marinus ATCC 50983
Lineage: Eukaryota; Perkinsozoa; Perkinsida; Perkinsidae
Product: protein phosphatase 2B regulatory subunit, putative
Exons: 7
Coding region: 1-522 (173 amino acids)
Molecular function (GO): calcium ion binding; calcium-dependent protein serine/threonine phosphatase regulator activity
Source: RefSeq, a predicted model, not a curated record